AUGCCAGACGGUUUAAAGGUGAUCAAGGUAAUGAUUGCAAAUGAAGCGGUUCGCGAAAAUCCGGUAUUGGAUUUAAGGGCAAGUGCCAAGUGUGGCCAAGUUGGGCACUUCAAGCGGGACUGCCGUAAGAGGAGCAACACGGAGGAAGAUGACGCUGUGUUUGCUGUGGGAGAAAAGCGAUGUGCUGGGUGGCCUAUUGACAGUGGUGCCACUUGUCACAUGACACCUCACCAGAGUGAUCUUUUUGAUUACGAGGUUUUGAGCGGGGGUUCGGAGGUUACUAUCGCGGACGGUAAGAGAUUACAAGUUACAGGAAAGGGGGCGGUCGAGCUUAUUGGAUUGGACAAUGUGCGAAUCAAGGUGGUCGAGGUACUUCAUAUUUCAGGUCUUGAUAGGCGAUUGUUAUCAGUUGGGAAACCGGCGGAAUUAGGUUUAAGGUUGCAUUUCAAGGCUCCUCCUGUGUCAUCCGGAGUACAAGGCGUGCUAUUGCUAAAGGCAACAGAGUUGGCAAAGCAUACGUGCUGGACUGCGAGCAAGAAAAGGCUAGGCUUGUGA
Molecule: messenger RNA, 555 nt
Organism: Plasmopara halstedii
Lineage: Eukaryota; Oomycota; Peronosporomycetes; Peronosporales; Peronosporaceae
Product: polyprotein
Exons: 1
Coding region: 1-555 (184 amino acids)
Molecular function (GO): nucleic acid binding; zinc ion binding
Source: RefSeq, a predicted model, not a curated record